This is a messenger RNA of Closterium sp. NIES-65, 3795 nucleotides long. The record is from the annotation of a GenBank genome assembly. NCBI's taxonomy places the organism in Eukaryota, Viridiplantae, Streptophyta, Zygnematophyceae, Desmidiales, Closteriaceae.
AUGGGCGAGUGGGUGCUGGAUGAGCUGGCGGCAAAGACAAAGAUUACAAGUGAUUCUGUGAUGGAUCGUGGCACAAUAUGGUGCAUUGCGUUUCUGUAUGUCUCAGUGCUUUCCACGUCGUCUGCGCGACCCCGGAGGGCGCCUGGGCUGACUGCCACGUGGCAACGCAAGAGAGCGCGGCGCGCGUCCGCGGCGGAAGCUGGUCUUCCCUCCCCCUCUGCACUAAACUACUUCCUCUCGCCAGAAACCAAUUCCUCGCGAGAAAGCGGAAUCAGUAGCGCGUGCAGCAGGGGAGCGAUCACGCGCCGCGCUUCGCUGCCCGCAACUCCCGCAACCCACGCCGCGCCUUCCGCAGCCGCGUCUGACGGGCCGGUGGAAGUCGUGGAAAUCGGGGGGCGCGCGCGCGCUAUAGGGGAGGUGUAUGCGGUGGAGGCGGUAGCUGCGAUGGGCGUGCAGGACAGGCAGAGCGGCCGCCUUCUGUGGACCGUUGUGGCCGUGGCGCGCGACGAUGCCGCUGCGCCGCUCGAGCGCCGCGCCGGGGAUCGCUAUCAGGCUGGGAGGAUGGAUGGCGGGAAGGACCAGGGGGAAAGGGAGGGGGAAAGGGAGGCGGAGGGGGAAGAGGAUGGGGGAGGGGACGAAGGGGGAAUGGGAGUCGACGGGGGAGAGUGGGAGGACGGGUGGGACGGAGAGGGUGGCGAGGAUGGGGAGCGCAGCGGCGAGCGGAGGCGAAGGCGGGGUGCGCCUCUGCGCGUGGUGCUGCGAGAGAUACGGGAGUGGCUCAAGUCGCAGCAAUCGAGUCAAGAGCCGCUAUUCGCGCAGCACCUGUCGCCGCGCGAGGUCUUCUGCGAAACCGACCCCCUGCGCGUGUCCGCCGUGCUGCUGGACGCGCACGCCGCCUGGCGGAGCCUCUGGGGGGAAGCGCGCGGGGGGAGACCGCGGAGUGCUUCCGGGGACGCGGACGCGGGGGGAUGGGGAGGCGCGCGGAAAGUGGAUCCCGCGCAACGGGCGGUGCAGGGCGGAACACCGUUGAGGGGGCGGUCAGGUCCGUUACAGAGCAGGGACUGGGAGUACGGGCAGGAGAAAAAAAUCCCGCUGGGCAGGAAGAAAAGUUGGCAGGGCUGGACAGAGGACCCGCGCGGAGAGUUGGAGUCAUGGCCUUCCAAUAGUAGCUGCUUGCCGUUAGGUGGCGAUGCUGGUGGUGGUGGUGUUGGCGGUGGUGGUGGUGGUGGCAGCGGUUGCUCUGCUGGCGUUUCCAUACAAACAAGCUCGGCUGACUGCGCCAAUGGUUACUCCCCCAUUCCUUACUCCGCCCCCGUGCCCCAUUCCCUUCUUCCCCACUCGUGCCCCUUCCCCAACCCCUCCUCGCUCCCCUCCUCCUCCCUCCCUGUGUCGUCCUUCCUCCCCCCCUCCUCCUCUCUCCCCCUCUCUUCCUCGCUCUCCUCCUCCACCUCUCUCCCUGCCGCGUCUUCGUGCACCAAGAGGGCGGUGUUUGGAAGCUCGUUGCUGGCAGCGUGGGAUAGCGAUGAGGGAGAGGAGGGGGAGAAGGAUGAGGUUGAGGAUGUGUAUGGUCAUGGUCCCCCUGCCCGUGACCGUUUCUUUUCCGCUCGAGACGGCCCCCAUGCUGCUACUGCGGCGGCUGCUGCUGCUGCCAUACAUGCUGAAUCAGACUCCACUGUUGUUGCCGCUGCCAGCACACGGGCAGACAGCAGCAGCGCGCACAACCAGACUGCGCUGGUCUGGCCCGGGAGCAAGGCAGGGCGGAGGAGGGAGGCUUUGGAAGGGCCUGGAGUGGCGGCGGGGGCGGCGGGGCCGGCAGGGCCGGCAGGGCUGGCACGGGAGGCGGAAGGGCGGCGUAACUUGCGGCGUGCAAUCAUGGGGCGGCUGAAGCGCACAGCGCACAGCUGGAAGGAGGGGUUCGGUGGGGGGAGAGCAGGCGCGGAGGAGAGGGACAGGGAGAGGGAGAAAGAAAGGAGCGGGAGGAGUGGGAAGAAGCGAGGUGGGUCAGAUGACUUGAGCUGUGUGCGGGAGGGCAGUGCGGUGGAGUGGAGUCAUGCGGAGUGCAGUGCGGUGGGAGGCUCCCUCCUGCGGCUGAGAAGUCAUGAAAUCCGAUCCCUGGAUUGGGGAGGGGAGAGUGGGGAGGGUGCUGGGCCAAAGGGGCAGCAGCUGAGGGAUAUGGAAGGUGGAGAAGUGGAAGAUUUGGAGGAGAGGGAGGCGGUGCAUAAUCAGAGGAGAUCGGAGGAUCUAGGGGCCUUCCUUGCCCCGGGGUCCUCUCGCCCGCACUCCUCUCACCACCGGUCGAGCUCAGCGCGCCCCUCCCCCCACCAAUCGCCCCGCUCCGCGCGUAGUGCUGCGCGCUUCUUCCCCAGAGGCGCCUCUGUGGGCUCCGCAGCUCCCUCAGCGCUGGGAACAGGGUCACUGCAUGCCAGGGAAUCCCCCACUGCCUCUCCCACGUCUGACAUGCAGUUCCCUCUCUCCUACCCGCAGCAAGCAUGGCAGCAGCGGGCGGACCAGUGGCACAGCACUGGCGAUUUCACCCGCCUCUUCUCCCGAGGCACACGAGAAGAGGCUCUGGAAGCCGGGAGAGAGGGCGCGUGGGAAGGGUGGGAAGGAAGCAAGGCGUGUGAGGGGUAUGAGGGACGGCAGAGGAGGGAGGGAGUGAUCGUGGGUAUGGGUGGAGCCGAGCGUGUGGGUGGCAUGAUGGGGGUAGGGAGAGGGGAUGGGGGCGUUUUGGGGAGUGGUGAUGCGGCGGGUGGUGCGUGGAUGGGUGGGGGGGAGUGGGUGGACUCUGGGGCAGUAGCAGCAGAAGUGGUGGUGGCGGCAGCAGCAGCGGCAUGCAGUGUGUGGUAUCAUACUGGGCAUGGGCAUGUGCACAUGCAGGGCAAGCAGGAGGGACAGGGGGAAGAGGAGGAGCAGGGGGAAGAGGAGGAGCAGGGGCAGGGGCAGGGAAAGGGGCGAGUGGGGUCAGAUGGGCUAGGCGGAGUGAGUGGUUCAGUGGUGUAUGGCAACGGUGCUGACACUCAUGGUGCCGGUGCUGCCAGUGCUGCCAGUGCUGUCAGUGCUGUCAGUGCUGUCAGUGCUGUCAGUGCUGACAUUGCUGCAAGAGGGGAGCUUGGUAACGAUCUUAGUCUACGGUGGAUGGGAGGCGACGAUGCUCUGAGGGGUGAUUGUAACGAGCGUGAUGGCUGUGGUGACGCGCGUGGUGUGCCGGGGGUGCUCAUGAUGCACAAGGGAACAUGGGAUAGUGAGGGUGAGGAGGAGGAUGAGGAGGGUGAGGAGGAGGGUGAGGAGGAGGGUGAGGUAGAGGUGGAGUUGCAAGAGGAUGAAGAGGAGGAAGAUGAGGAAGAGGAGGAAGAGGAAGUGGAGGGCAAGGAUGAAGUGUGUGGCAAACAUAUUGGCAGCAGGGAGGGCGCAGCGGCACGUGGUGGACAGCCCUACUGCCAUUCCCCCUCCCGACACCACUCCUCCCACUCCCCUCCAUCCCACCAGCCUUCUGCCUCAAAACCGUCCCACCUUCAUUGCGUGAAACCCAGUAAUGAACCGGACACGAGCAUAGCGUGCGUGGCUGCAGGUGAGCAAAAUGCCAGAGGCACGACGAGUCAUGCUGGGGGGUUGGGUGUUGGUGACUGCCACAACCAUCACCACCACCACCACCACCACCUCCACCACCAGCGAGUGCGAUCGUUUGAGUUUGUUGGCAUGGUUGGGCCCCACAAGGGCCGCAGCAUUGCUACCACGAGGACGGAUGCGGUGGCGGCAACGGCGGCUGCCGUUACUCACCUCACCUUGUUUGCUUGA